AUGUCCGUUUCACAAGAUGAUACCCGUGUUAUUUAUAAACCUAAAGAUAGUCGUGAAGAAUUUUUCGUUUUUGGAAAUCCUGAUCAGGUUUUGAAAUGGAGAAAAGACAAAUCGAUUCCAAUAGCUGAAGUCGUUCAAUCUUUCGAUGUCUUUGAAAUUGUGAACGGAGGUAAUGAAGGUAUAGCCGGUCGCGCCUCAAAACAAAGACUUGAAAAUGCUUUUGGCACAUCAAACAAUAUGGAAGUCAUAGAGUAUAUCCUUCAGCAUGGAAAUUUUCAUAAAGCUCAUAAAGGACACGAAAAAUCAUCAGAUAAGAAACAUAGAACAAUGAUAAAUGAGUCACGUGGUAAAGGUAUUUCGACAUCCGCUAAUAAUACUGGAAUUCAUAAUUAG
Messenger RNA from Funneliformis geosporum, 393 nucleotides. The record is from the annotation of a GenBank genome assembly. NCBI's taxonomy places the organism in Eukaryota, Fungi, Glomeromycota, Glomeromycetes, Glomerales, Glomeraceae.